Molecule: messenger RNA, 5145 nt
Organism: Oncorhynchus kisutch (coho salmon)
Lineage: Eukaryota; Metazoa; Chordata; Actinopteri; Salmoniformes; Salmonidae
Product: NACHT, LRR and PYD domains-containing protein 3
Exons: 13
Coding region: 339-2489 (716 amino acids)
Biological process (GO): inflammatory response; innate immune response; regulation of apoptotic process
Cellular component (GO): cytoplasm
Source: RefSeq, a predicted model, not a curated record
AGUCCACUUGAACACAGCAAACAGAAACUUGCUGUUUUUUUUUAUCAACACAAAGACAAAGAGGAAGUCAAAUAUGUUUCGGUGUGCCUUCCGUAGAAACCAAAAAUAAAAAGGAUUCGUGGGCCCCAGGGAGUCCAAGAAAAAUUACACUACAGACAUUUCAAACUAUAGAAAGGGAAGUGGUCUCAAUAUCUGUUGCAUAGAGAAUACUCCAUUUACUGUAUGCAUUAACAUUAGCUAUUGCAUAUGGGCACAUAAUUGUGGAGCAUAACUGACUGUUUCCCUAGUAGACAACCAGUGAAGAGAGACGAUUUAAUGAUGCAGUGUGACCUUUCCUGAUGAACAAAAUGGAGUCGUCUGAAGACAGUGCUCAGUUCGUGGACAAGUACAUGCCCCAGCUCAUUCAGAGGGUCACCAUGGUGAUGCCUAUAGCUGAUGAGCUGCUAGCUGAAGACAUGAUCCAUGAAGAGAUGUACUCCAACAUCAGUGCUGCCAGGACUAAUCAGAGCAAAAUGAGGGAGCUCUUUAAAGCCCUUCACUCUGGAGGAAACAAAGUGAAAUCUGCCUUUCUCUCCACACUGAGGGAGAAUGAACCUAAUUUGGUCCAGGACUUAGAAUGCAGUGUCAAACAAAGAGGUGAACCAGAGAACAAAAGCACAGCAACCCUAAAGUACAAGGAAUUCAUCAGAGGUGAAUAUGCCACAGUGCAGGAGUACAACUCUCUCCCUGGAGAACAUGUGAAGCUAGAUGAUCGCUACACUGAGCCCCUAAUCAUCCAGAAACACCGUCAGCAGAGAGAGAGAGAGGAGGAGAUCCGCUCCAGAGGACAGAACUUUUAUCAAGUCAUGGACCAGAGGGACAGCGAGACCUACAAGAGUACCAAAGUGGAGAUGCUGUUUGAUCCAGACGAGCACGGAGACAUUCAGAGAACAGUGAUACUGCAGGGCCACUCUGGAACUGGCAAGUCAUUUACCAGUCAGAAGAUCAUGUCUGACUGGGCGUUUGGAAGACUUUACGAAGACCGAUUUGACUUUGUUUUUCACCUGAGGUGCAAAGAACUGAACCAGGCCACUGGGAGAAAAAGUCUGAUGGAUCUGCUUAACUACGAUCAGAGUUCAUCAUCAAUGAUCAAGCAGGUCCUUCACCAGUCUCCUGAGAGGGUUCUCUUCCUGGUAGACGGCUUUGAUGAGCUCAAAUUCUCACUUGAUGUACCUAAAGACUCCCUUCCCAGGGACCCGUGGACACAAUGCUCCCCCGAAGUGACACUGAGUGGCCUGAUACGGAAACAGAUAUUGCACGAGUCCUUCCUGCUUGUUACCACCAGAUCCACAGCGUUGGACAAACUAAAAGAAGUGGUCAAACAUCCAGUGAGAUACGCUGAGAUAUUGGGCUUUUCUAAAGAGGGGGUGGAGGAAUACUUCAAUAGAUUCUUCAAGAAGAAGCAACACUCACAGCAAGCCUAUGACGCUGUGAGAAAAAAUGAAACCCUUUUCACUGCAUGUUUCAUUCCAGUCAUCUGCUGGAUCAUUUGCACAGUUUAUAGGGAGCAGUUUGAUGAAGGCACAGAGAUGAUACAAUCGCUGGAGACCACCACCUCCAUCUUUGUUGAAUUUGUUGCCACGCUGUUGAAGCACCACUGUCAGGAUUUGGGUCAGUCAGCUCUUACUAUCCUCCAAGGACUAGGCAAGCUGGCAGAACAGGGAAUGGAAGAGCAGCAAGUCUUAUUUGACCGUGAUAGUGUGUCACAGACAGUGUCAGAUCCUUCCAAAGUCCCCUUCUUGUGUAAGUUUCUCCAAAAGAAAAGAGUAAGUCAGACCACUAUGUACAGCUUCAUGCACCUCAGCUUCCAGGAGUUUUUCACAGCCCUCUCAUACAUGCUACUGGGUGAUGAGGAAGCUCAGGAGAAAGUUAGAGAGCUACUUUCCAAGGUUCGACGUGGAAAAGAAAACAGUCACCUGCUACCCAUAGUUCAAUUUCUCUUCGGCAUCGCAAACAAGGAAGUUGGAAAACGGCUCGAGGAUAAAAAAUACAUCUCUUGUUCUCAAGGAAUUUGGACCCAGCUGAAACAUUUUAUUCUGGAAGUCAUUGAAAAAGAAAAGGAGAAUCGAAACACCAUUGAUUAUCACAUUUCAUCAAUGUGGCUUUUUGUGUUUCACUGUCUAUAUGAACUACAUGUAGAUGAUUUUGUAAAGAAAGCCAUGAAUACAUACACAGAAUUUAAUCUGACUCACAUUCCCCUGACAAAAACAGACUGUUGGGUGCUGAAAUACUGCUUUCAGCAUUGCACGUGCAUCCAAAGACUCAUUCUCAACUGGUGCAAGUUAUCUGCAGAGAAGAUACAAAUCCUUCUGCCAGCAUUGGAAAAAUGUCAACAUCUCGAGUUGCAGGUGGACGACCUAGCCGAUGAUGAUUUAGAUGGUCUGUUGGCAGCGCUGGGAGAAGGAAAGAGUUUGGAGCUGGAGUCUGACAGAGAACAACUUCUCGGAUGAGAAAGUACAGGACUUGCUUGUUGCUCUCACUAAACACAAACCCAGAAACAUUGACAUUGGAGUGAAGUCCAUCACCAGCAAUACAGCUGACAAAUUCAUGUUCCUCAUCAAUAAGGCACAUGGAGUCUUGGAAAGCAUAGAGCUUCAUUGUUAUGAGAAUGUUACAUUGGAAGCCAAUCUACAGAAAAAUGGAGUCAGUGGGACUCUCCAAACCUCUCUUUGGUUAAAAGUGUCUGACAUGAAAAUGAUCUGUGACUGUAUCAGGGCAUCUGGCUACAGUUUGAGUGAAAUAGACUUGUCUGUGAGCUAUGUGGCUGACCUAUCAGACACUGACGUGGAUGACCUGAGUGCAAUCAUCCACCCUGUAGACAAGUUAAGGCUCAGGUUUCAACACAAAGAUUUAUAUGGACUGGACGCAAUGAGUGAAGGUUUACACUCCCAGAUAUCACUCAGAGGGAUUGAAAUAACCCUCUGUGGCGAUCCCGUAUUCGACUGGAGAAAAUUAUUUCAGCUAGUUCACACUCUGGAGCAACAUCCAGAUUGGGAUGAGCAUGUUGAAGCACUGAUCUCGCUGCUACACUCUCAAACCUCUCUGGAGGACAUCGGUCUGUUUGUGAGCCGCUUGACAGAGAGGUGUGCUACCAGUGUAAUCAGUCUCAGCCAGGCCUGCCCAAACCUGCGGAUGAUAUCUCUUCAUGUAGUUGAACACAGUUUGUUAUUGGAGGAGGUAUUACAACGCUUACGUGCAUCAAAGAGGCGCCCAGAUUGCCGGGUACUUGUCGCCGGGUGGAGAUGCAGGAAACCUGCUGACCAGUGCACAGGCCGGAAGGACUGGAGUCUCUGUUGUGAUGACUCUGUUAGGCUCAAUCUACAUGGAGAAACAUUCACAGAGAGUGUGAUAAGGCAUGGGAAGAAAAGUGACAGGCCUAGUUAUCACCCUAAGAGUAAUAGAUGGUGUGUUGUUGCCUAGUGACCACAAUGAAGACAACAGAGAUGGUGUGUUGUUGCCUAGUGACCACGAUGAAGACAACAGAGAGGGUGUGUUGUUGCCUAGUGACCACGAUGAAGACAACAGAGAGGAUGUGUUGUUGCCUAGUGACCACGAUGAAGACAACAGAGAGGGUGUGUUGUUGCAUAGUGACAAGACUUUAGCAUAUAGACUGCUACACCGCCCAAGGUGAAUCAAUCCCCCAUCAUCUCCUCCUCUAGCUCUCUGUCUCCCUUCCCUCUCUCUCUGUCACCCUUCCCUCUCUCUCUGUCACACCCUUACACACGUUUGAAUCUGACCUGUGCCAAUCAUGGUCCAUAGGGUUCUGUUAAAAAAAUAAUAGGGUGACAUUUGGGACCCGUGUCUGUACUGGUUAGUAUUUCAUAUAUUUCAUCUUACUCUGUCUCUAAAAAUGAAAUAAGGAGGUUUUAUCCUUGUUCUUAUGAAAGCUGUGUCUUUUUAUUUUUUGUAAUACUGUGGAAAAAUAAUGACAUACAAUUUGAAAAAAUAUUGAAUAAAAAUAAAAAUGAAAACACAUUUCAGUAAUAUAUUUGUGUUUUUUUCUUAAAGAAGAACCGUUAUACAGGAGGAGCAUUACUGAAUGAGAAGCCCAUAGUGACAAUAAUACAGGAAACAGUCCUAUUGGAACAAUGACAGAAUAGAAAAUAACAGGAUUGAGAAUUAAUUAUAUGAAGGAAAUACACUCACUCAGACAUGCACAUGCUCAGCCACACCCACUACAGGUGGGAGGAGCUAUCGAGGAAAACAGACUCAUUCUAAUGUCUGGAAUGGAAUUAAUGGAACGGAGUCAAACAUGGUCUCCGUAAAAUUGAUUUGUUUGAUACCAUUACAUUAAUUCUAUUCCAGACAUUACAAUGAGCCUGUCCUCCUAUACCUCCUCCCACCCACCUCCACUGGUGUACACACAUACAGUGCCCCAGGUCCCAUAGUACUAUAGUCAAGCACUACUUUUGACUAGGGCUCUGGUCAACACUAUAUUGGGAAUACAGAUGUAGUUUGUAAUUUGAUCACUCUUUUAUUGCUGGGAAUUUUCCUGCACAGCAGAAAAUGCAAACUUGUAGUGUAUUUGAGGUUAAAAAGACUACUAAAGUUUGUAAUUUCCACUUUAAAAUGUCUGACUUGAUUUGCCCCAAUGAAAACAUUAUCAACCCCUACAACAAAAAUGUCCAUUAAUUAUAAUUCACAUUUCCUGUUGCUGCAGGAUUAUUUUCCUGCUCUAGCAAACUGGCUCAAAUUAAGAACCUACAUCUAUAGGGUUCCAUUUGUGUCAAUCAUGGACGUAUUUGGAGCCCUCUGUUAACUCAACAGCGGCAUGAAGAAUGAUUGGACUCAGUCGGCUCAUUCUUCAUGUCCUAUGGCCACAUGAUGGCUCCAUGAUUACAUCCCAAAUGGCAUCCUAUUCCUUAUAUAGGGCAACGGUUUUGACCAGGGCCCAUAGGAUUCUAGACAGAAUUAUUGCACUUGGUAAGGAAUAGGGUACAAUUUAGGACAUAACCAGUCACUCUCUCUCUCUGUCUCUCCAUCUUUCACUUUCCCCAUGUUUUCACAGCCCAACGUCCCCUUUCUAUACACACACACACUGAUCAAAACACCAGGGUCAGAGGUCACGCAUACACACAGUUGUACUGUAAACACAAAUGGCUGCUG